AUGGAGGAUGCGGAGCAGAACAAGCUGUUUGUUGGGGGCAUUUCUUGGGAGACGACGGAGGAUAUUCUGAACGAGCAUUUCAACAGGUACGGCGUCGUUUCGGGCUCCGUGGUUGCUAAAGAUCGGCUUUCCGGUCAACCCAGGGGUUUCGCUUUUGUGACCUUCUCUGAAUUGUCGGCCGUUGAUCGGGCCCUUCAGGACUCCCAUCAGAUUCUUAACAGAACGGUGGAAGUGAAAAGGGCUAUUCCCAGGAGGGAACAACAAAGUCAACAACAGCAUAAUAGGGGAGUGAGUAGGGAUUUUGGUAGGACUUAUAACAAUCGGAGCACUGACGGAUUUAGGACAAAGAAAAUUUUUGUAGGGGGUUUGGCGGCUAACUUGACUGAAGAAGAGUUCAGAAGUUACUUUGCAAAGUUUGGUAGGAUCACUGAUGUAGUAGUGAUGCACGAUAACAUGACCCAUAGGCCAAGGGGCUUUGGUUUUAUAACUUUUGUCUCGGAGGGCUCUGUUGAGGAGGUUAUGCAGAAGAACUUCCAUGAAUUGGCUGGAAAGCUCGUGGAGGUCAAACGAGCCGUGCCAAAAGAAGGGAGUAACAGUAGUGGAAAUGGUUAUAGUGGAAGGUUAGAUGGUGGUAGAGACUCUAACUUUAAUUCUUAUCAGUCGGGAGACUAUAUGCCUUACAAUCCAAGAUUCGGCUAUUUUCCCGCUGGAUACUCAUAUGGACCUGGAAUUUUUGGUGGUGUUUAUCUUUCUAGUGGGUACAAUGGAAUUGGUUAUGGGCUCUCUCCAGUGGGCCCAAGGAGUCCUUGGGCCCCUGCAAUGGUUAGGGGCAGUUUUUUGCCGUAUGCUAGUCCUACACCUGUUUUUCCUGCCUAUUUAAAUGGUGGGCCUAGUGUGAUGGGUGUACCUCCAAAUAGACAUGGCGUGUUAUUGGCAACUGGACUUAGUGGAAAACCGGGACAAAUGGGCUUUGGAGAUGGUCAACGUGUGGCCGAGUCGUCACCCUCUCAGAGUGGUGCGGUUAACUUAGGUAGCAAUCAUUUUGGUGUGGGUAAAGGCCUUGGAGCUGGCGUUAGCAGGCAGGGUAAAAGAGGUAACGAUAAGCCUUACCGAGCAACUAAUUCAAGCUGA
Molecule: messenger RNA, 1131 nt
Organism: Striga hermonthica
Lineage: Eukaryota; Viridiplantae; Streptophyta; Magnoliopsida; Lamiales; Orobanchaceae
Source: the annotation of a GenBank genome assembly